AUGUUGGCGCCCUCUACAGUGGCUGGAAAUGCUUUCACAAUAGACAGUAUCCUCAACCGACCCGGUCCAGCAUGCUUCCAAGCUAACCACCGGCCGUCUCCGUACUUUCACUACCCAGCCUUGCACGCUUCACACCACGACCUGCUAGGUGCAUAUCAUCACCCUUUCUCUGGCCUCCUUAGUCCAGUCGAUCUGGCCAGGGCGGGUAGUCAAAAGAGGAAGCGGCGUCACCGCACUAUCUUUACCGAGGAGCAGCUGGAGAGGCUGGAGGAAACCUUUCAGAAAACCCACUAUCCUGACGUCAUGAUGCGGGAGGAGCUGGCCAACAAGGUGGACCUCAAGGAGGAACGAGUGGAGGUUUGGUUCAAGAACCGACGCGCCAAAUGGAGAAAGCAGAAGCGGGAACUCGAGGCAGCAGACAAGCGAACGGGAGACAGCAGCUCGUCUGCUAAAAGUAAACCAACUACGCAUGCGCCGGAAGUCGCAAAGAGCAUAGCUUCCGUUGAUGAGGACGAACAGGAAGACUCCAUUUGCGUGGAUGAAGAGGAACGGGAAGCUGCAGCACACGAGGACAAGGAAGAGGCGGUUUUUGCAGCCUCUUCUAGCUUCCAACAGCAAAGGCGGUCUUCGUUGCAGGAUAAUGAUGGUUCUUAUCUCGACCUGCGACAGGGCCCCGCGCUACCAACAGGGAACUUAAGUCGGAUAUACAGCCCCGGAACCAGACCCCGAUCCCAAGAUACAGGAGAAACAAGUGUCUGUCAUGAAGAUUAUUCCGAAGAAGAAUUAUCUCCAUAA
Molecule: messenger RNA, 795 nt
Organism: Candidula unifasciata
Lineage: Eukaryota; Metazoa; Mollusca; Gastropoda; Stylommatophora; Geomitridae
Source: the annotation of a GenBank genome assembly